AUGGCUGCGGUGAGUAGACGACCCAAAGAUGGUAACAUGCUUGAUUCACUUAGCUUUGCAACACCCGCCGUGGAGUCGAUUCGGCAACGUAAGGAUUUUUCUCAGCAGACAUUCGCUAAAUUAAGAAAGGUUGCCUUUCUUCCCCAUAGCGAACGACUUGUUUGGCUUGGAUACUCUGAGGGACGAUGCGUAGCCUUGUGGAAGAGAUGUGAUGACGUCUCUGAAGUUGUGGAACCCUUCGACGAACUUUUCAGGCUGGAGCUCGACGUCGAUCCUUCCGACUUGUGUGCAUUUUCACCCGAACUGUUCUGUGUCUCCCUUUCUAGUGGAUAUAUUUUCGUAUUUAACAGCAGGAACGACGAAUUGGUCAAGGUUAAAGAGUUUGCUUAUGUACAUGGAAAGGGGAACUCGCGAGUUCUUUGUGAAUUUGACAGUAACAGUAUAAUUAGUGGGUCCUCCAAUGGGUCUCUUGCAAAGGUGGACAUCGAAUCUGGAAACGUAAUUCUUAUCUCGAAGGGAAAUUCUGGUGUGCGAUCAGUUUGCACUCUCUCUGGAGGUACCUUGCUUGCUUCUGGUCAUUCAUCAGGUCAUGUUUUGAUAUGGGAUUGCCGAGCCAAACCAACAAAGCCAUCCGUAGUGUGCGUUCCGUCGAAGAGACGGCUUGAUGCGGUCACAACGCUCACUACCCAUCCUGCCCAUGCAAGUUUGAUCUCUUUCGGCACAGAUCUUGGGACCGUUGGCUUUUGUGAUGUGAGAGGUGUCACACAAGAUUUAGUCACGAAUUCUUUUGAUGUAACCACUGCCACCGUCACUCAGGUAUCCUUCCACCCAGAAUGCGGUGAUCAUCUUGUUUGUGCUUCAGCAGAUGGAAGCCUAGUGCAUUGGGACGUAUCUUCUGUGACAACGGCUGUGCUAAGGUAUCCUUCCUAUGGGGUCAAGGGUAACCCCAUCAUUGGUGACAUCCUCACAACACUUGUCCUGUCUUUACCUCCGUUUCUUCCACACAGUAAGAAAUGA
Molecule: messenger RNA, 1017 nt
Organism: Haemonchus placei
Lineage: Eukaryota; Metazoa; Nematoda; Chromadorea; Rhabditida; Trichostrongylidae
Source: the annotation of a GenBank genome assembly